AUGGCCAACGAGAGAAAAAGGAGAAGAAAGUCUCCAACCUGGCACCUUCACCUAACCUGGGAUGAAUUUCAGCGCCGAGUUGGCGUUGACAUAUACACCAUCUGCUCAGCCUUCAUGGAGGAGGGUCUGCUGGUCGAGAGAGAAGAAGGAGAUGAGGGCCACUUCUUCGGCUCGUGGCGGGUGCCCUCCGACUUCAUGGAAAGAUCAAGGCGGGACAUGGACAAGACAAAGGAGACAAGAGAGCCCGAAGAAGACGAGCCAGCUGACCCCCAGAACAUCGAAGAGGAAGAAGCAGCAGCUCCGGCCGACCAAGAGCCCCGGGCUAGGCCCUCCAGGAUCUGGAGAAAGAAGCGCGGCGGGAUCGCCCUCCUCCUGGACGAGAACGAACCGGCCGACAUCUUAGAGAGGAGGACGCGAGUAAGGUUUCUCCCGCAGAAGACUGAGACCAGUCCAACCAGCAUCAAGAAAACAGGCUUAAGUUAGUCAGUAUAUAGUUAUGUUAUUGUAUGCGGAACACCUUUUGUUAUCUUUUGUUUUUUGAAAGAGUUCGGCGGCCACAUCGAUUUUAACGAUGCUUUUAGUUAGAGAGUUGCGGACACAUUGAGUUUAACGAUGCUUUUAGUUAGAGAGUUGCGGACACAUCGAGUUUAACGAUGCUUUUAGUUAGAGAGAGUUGCGGACACAUCAAGUUUAACGAGGCUUUUAUUUAAAGAUUUCGUUUUUAUUUGUUUAGUAUUUUUUCUUUAUUUCUUUAUUUUGGUCUUUUUUUACUUUUUCU
Patiria miniata (bat star) is the source of this 778-nucleotide messenger RNA. RefSeq lists its product as uncharacterized. The coding region runs from base 1 to 483 and encodes 160 amino acids. The transcript has 2 exons. Lineage: Eukaryota; Metazoa; Echinodermata; Asteroidea; Valvatida; Asterinidae. The record is from RefSeq and is a predicted model, not a curated record.